Messenger RNA from Amphibalanus amphitrite, 1169 nucleotides. Its product is annotated as pre-rRNA-processing protein TSR2 homolog. The transcript is spliced from 5 exons. The record is from RefSeq and is a predicted model, not a curated record. NCBI's taxonomy places the organism in Eukaryota, Metazoa, Arthropoda, Thecostraca, Balanomorpha, Balanidae. Gene Ontology annotation, cellular component: nucleus. Gene Ontology annotation, biological process: maturation of SSU-rRNA from tricistronic rRNA transcript (SSU-rRNA, 5.8S rRNA, LSU-rRNA). The coding region runs from base 180 to 704 and encodes 174 amino acids.
CCAAGUGAACCAAGUGUUUAUCAAUUAUCAUAACUUGAUUCGACUUUAUAUUCCUAAUUGCAUUUUAUUGGGAUUUUAUUUCUAGGUAAUUCACCUCGUUCUAGCCAGGAAUGAGUGGACGGCCAAGGGGAUAAGGUAAAUCUUUGCCUGAACAAGUCACUGAAAUUCAAGACUUGAGGAUGGCAUCAGGUUCUGCCAGACAUCCUGUAUUCAGGGAAUGUGUGGAGAGACACUUCAAGACUUGGUCUUCACUUCAGCUUGCCUUGCGAGAAGUUAUGCCUGGUCCCAUUGGAUUAGAGUUCUUCUCCUGGCUCAUAGAUUCAACAGAAACCUUCUUUUAUGAGAAUGCGGACCUAUACCCGGACGAAGUGACCGACUUUCUGGCGGAGAUUCUGAACACGGAGCUGGACACGUGGAUCCAGGACGGCUCUCUGGAGCUGGUGUGCGGCGCCCUGUGCAGCGGCUUCCGCGCCUGUGCCGCCGGCAGGGCCGAGGAGGUGACUGCCGAGCUGGCCAAGCUGCCGGCGCCCGCCGACCUCAGUGGACAUAGACAGGCCCCAGCUGUGAACCCUGACGACGACGAUGAGUCCCCUGCGGCGCCGGUGACACCAGGGCCGUCCCGACCCGCCGCGCGCGACCCUCCACAGUCUGAGUCAAUGCAAACAGACGAGGAUGGCUGGACGGUGGCCCGGAAACGACGGUAGCGCUGCCCGGCGGACUCUAGGAAGGUAAGCUUUCGGCCCUGCCGCCGGAUGGCGCUGUUUAUCACCCUGUGAGGGAGAUAUCUUCUGGGAACAGGGAAGGUCGCCGUUCGGCUCGGAUGGCCAGAGGUGGUCAGCGGCGUCAGGCUUCAGUGGAUUCGUGGCGUCGUCACCGAACUGUUACAAAAGUACUGAAGCACCAAAUGACUUCAGCAAACGUGCGGGCGAGCGGUGACCGUUGCGUCAACGCGCGUGCGGCUCGUACUUUCAUCGUGAAGCGAGUGCCGGGGACAGAUUGUUCUCGAUGCGGUUGGUAAUCGUGUUUGGAUUGCCUUUGAUGUGAAACGUGACUUGCUUGUUGGUGCCCUCUGAAUGCUGUGUUUGUCGUGUGCCGGGUACAUUGAGAUGCACGCGUGCGUGCGAUGUUGGCGUUGCAAUGCUUGAAAUAGGGCCCGUGUUGUAAUAUUC